Molecule: messenger RNA, 630 nt
Organism: Leptosia nina
Lineage: Eukaryota; Metazoa; Arthropoda; Insecta; Lepidoptera; Pieridae
Source: the annotation of a GenBank genome assembly
AUGGAUUGUGAAUUCGAACUUGGGGACGACACCUUGUACUCAGUCAAAUGGUACAGGGAUAAUGAGGAAUUCUACAGAUACAUGCCUAAGUAUGACCCGCCUAAGCACGCUUACAAAAUGGACGGGGUAAAGGUCGAACUGUCGAAAUCAGACGAGCGGCGAGUCGUCUUGCACCAGGUGACCCUCAAAUCAUCUGGCCUGUACAGAUGUGAGGUCUCGGCGGAAGCCCCGAGUUUCGCAUCCGCCGCUGGCGAAGGAAGAAUGGAUGUUAUUUAUUUACCAAGAGAGGCUCCUAGAAUAACAGGCAACGAACAAGAGAAUAGAAAAGGGGACUCCUUAUUUCUGAACUGCACUUCCAGUCGAUCGUACCCUGCGGCAGUCCUUAGUUGGGAUAUUGACGGUGAAAAGGUGACCGACCCAAACUUACUAGUACAGUACCCACCAAUACAACAUGCGCACGGGCUGGUAUCAACAGCUCUAGGAUUGUUGGUGCCCACAGGAAGAACCAUGCAAGUAAAAUGUACUGCCCGUGUUGCGCCCGCAUGGCGGGAGGGAAGCGAAGCUGUUGUGGGCAAUAGCCAGCUAGCUGACAGUAAAGAAGCUAUGUUAUUAGGUGAGCGGGAAGCAUAA